This is a messenger RNA of Esox lucius (northern pike), 3417 nucleotides long. Its product is annotated as zinc finger protein 135-like. Lineage: Eukaryota; Metazoa; Chordata; Actinopteri; Esociformes; Esocidae. Gene Ontology annotation, biological process: regulation of transcription by RNA polymerase II. The record is from RefSeq and is a predicted model, not a curated record. Gene Ontology annotation, cellular component: nucleus. The transcript is spliced from 2 exons. Bases 12 to 1439 code for a protein of 475 amino acids. Gene Ontology annotation, molecular function: RNA polymerase II cis-regulatory region sequence-specific DNA binding; DNA-binding transcription activator activity, RNA polymerase II-specific.
UGGAUUCAGAGAUGACAUCAGUGAAGCAGGAUGACUGCAGUCAAACACUGGGACUGAAUGAUAUUACAUGUGAAGAGAAGAUUGUGGAUAUAUCUAACCAAGAUGAAACUGCUGAAGUUGAUACUUUUCCUACACCUGGAGAGAAACAACAGGAAGAUCCCAAAGAUAAGAAGUUUCAUUCCUGCCCCCACUGUGGAAAACGUUUCCAAUUGAUAUCACGUUUAAAAAGACACAUUAACAUACAUACUGGAGAGAAGACUUACUCCUGUUCUUAUUGUGGGAAGAGUUUCUCUAGAUCAGAUUGCUUAAAUAAUCACCUGCGCAUACAUACGGAAGAGAAGCGUUACUCCUGUUCUGGCUGUGAGAAGGGUUUCAAUAGUUUAAGCACCCUUACAGCUCACCUGCGCACACAUACAGGAGAGAAGCCUUACUCCUGUUCUGUCUGUGGGAAGAGUUUCUCUGAAUCAAGUAACUUUAAAGCUCACCAGCGCAUACAUACAGGAGAGAGGCCUUACUCCUGUUCUGACUGUGGGAAGAGUUUCUCUACUAAAGGUAACCUUAAAUUUCACCAGCGCAGACAUACACAAAGGAUAUCUUACUCCUGUUCUGAGUGUGGAAAGAGUUUCUGGAGUGUAGGUAACCUUAAAAUUCACCAGCGCAUACAUACUGGAGAGAGGCCUUACUCCUGUUCUGAUUGUGGGAAGAGCUUCUUUAGAUUAGGUAACCUGAAUGAACACCAACGGAUACAUACUGGAGAGAAACCUUACUUCUGUUCUGACUGUGGGAAAAGUUUCUCUCAAUCAAGCAGCCUUAAUUCUCACCAACGCACACAUACUGGAGAGAAGCCUUACUCCUGUUCUGACUGUGGAAAGAGUUUCUCUCAAUCAUCUUACCUUAAAUGUCACCAGCGCAUACAUACAGGACACAAACCUUACUCCUGUUCUGACUGUGGAAAGAUUUUCUCUUUUAUAAAUAAUCUUAAAGUUCACCAACGCACACAUACUGGAGAGAAGCCUUUCACCUGUUCUGACUGUGGAAAGAGUUUCUCUCAAUCAAUCCUCCUUAAAGAUCACCAGCGCAUACAUACUGGAGAGAAGCCUCACUCAUGUUCUAAAUGUGGAAAGAGCUUCUCUAGAUUAGUUGGCCUAAAUCAUCAUCAACGCACACAUACUGGAGAGAAGCCUUACUUUUGUUCUGACUGUGGGAAGAGUUUCUCUGGAUCAAGUAACUUAAAAACUCACCAGCUCAUACAUACUGGAGAGAAGCCUUACUCCUGUUCUAAAUGUGGAAAGUGCUUCUCUAGAUUAUUUGGUCUAAAAUGUCACCAACGCACACAUACUGGAGAGAAGCCAUACCUCUGUUCUGAUUGUGGGAAGACUUUCUCUCAGAUAAGUAACCUUCAAUUUCACCAGCGCAUACACACUGGCGAGCAACCUUAGUCCUACUCUGACUGUGGGAAAUGUUUCUCUCAAUCAAAUCCUCUUAAGCUUCACCAGCGCAUAAAUACAGUAUAAAAAGAUUACACCUUUUAUGAUUGUGGGAAGAGUUUAAUUUCAUCACCAAAUCCUACAUCAAAGAUUGCACACAGGAGAGAUGCCAUGUUCUUGUUCUGUCUGUAGAAUUAGACCAAUUUAUUAGACCACUUUAGAAUUCACCAAUGCGUACAUACAGGAGAAGCCUUACUCAUGUUCUCACUGUGGAACAAGAAUCAUUCGAGUUUCCCUCAAAAUUCAUCAGCAUACAAAGUGGUGAAUAACCAUUCUUCUGAAUGUAGGAAAUACUUUUUGAUUGUCUAAACUUAAAAUCCUGUAGGUCCACUCCACUUGUGUUAUAAAAUGCUGACACAUUGAAGAAAGAGGUGUGUAGUCUGGGAUAUUUGACUGAAGGUAGAGCUGUAACAAUUCCAAAUGUUGCUGUACAAUUAAUUGGCUCCGAAAUAAUUGUGAUUAACUAUAUAAUUGUCACUUUCAGUCAAGUAAAAAAAAUUAUAACUUUGUUAACUGUUCUGUCAUGCUACUGGGUGCAUGCAGGCAUUAGAAACGUGUUUGAUGGAUGCAAACAAAAUUGUGACCAUGCUUUGACCCAUCUCGUUAACCCUUUAGACCCCAAUAUAAUUAUAGAAUGCUGCUGUAGAUUAGAGGAUUCUUAAAAUAUAUUUUUUCCAUACAUUUCAAACAAACAGAUAUAGCACAAAGACUAAGAACAAAUACAAAUGAAGUUAACUUUGUUUUAGAGAGCACAAUCUUUAAUUUGAAACCACAUCCACGUAACUUUGGAAAAUAUUUGUUUUCUCCCAUUUUGUAGACACUGAAACAUCGACCUCUCACUCUUUCUACUACUCUCCCACUGCGAGCGCAGCACCCAUUUGCCACUACACAGUUUCUCUAAUAGCCUUAGAAACUAACUUCAGCAAGCAGUUGAGGUUGUUUCUUAUGACAGAUCGCGGUAGAAACAAGAACGAACAUCCAAGUUUGCAUAACAAAACACCGCAACCAUUUUGGGAGAGAUUGAGAAAGCAAUCAUUCGAGGUAGGCACAACUAACGUGAUGGGCAGAUGCAGGACAAUAUCACGGUCAAGUGACGACGUCGUCAGUAAAGCACAAGAUUACUGGCUUCAAUCUUGGCUAGCUAGUGAAAGAAACACAUUUGCGGCCAGACAACUUAUCUAUAGUCUGACAUACGAACUGACCUAGACAACUAGUUUUCUAUUUAGCUAUUGCAGUUUGCCUAAGGGAAGAGGGGAGGAUGGUCAUUGUUAUGUGGAAGAGAGAUGUAAUUGAUCUGUAUGGAUUUUCUUUAGAAAUUACAUUAGGGAUUUAUCAGUGUUACUUUUUUUUUUGUUCUUGUGUUAAGUAAAUCCUUACUAAGAAUGACUGUGAUGCUUUUAUUGAUAGUCUUUAUUGUUGUUCACAUUGUACAUUUUUGUGAGACCAAAUUCACCUUAAACGGGAUGGGACAGAUCAAUGAUGUAGUUCAGAUAAGAUCUGUUUUCUUGUCAUUAGAUUGAAGUGCUUGUAACGUGUGAAUUAGAGAAAUUACUGUGUUGGUUAAUAAUUAUUGGCCGAUACUGAUGGCUAAUCUUAUACCACAGUUAUGCCCCAGUCUCAUGUUGAUACUGAUACCAAUGUUUUGACAUUUAUGUACUUGUGUAUCCUGACACGAAAUAGAUAAAACAUUUGAAUAUGAUGGUGCUUCUGUAGUGGAUGAAAGGAGCCAACAUUAUAUAAAUAAAAAACAGUAAAAUCAAAUGUAUUUUAUUAAACCCUUUUUUACAGCAGCAGUUGUCACAAAGUGCUUUUACAAUUGUAUUUAUUAAAUACAUUAUUUGUGGCAAAUUAUUGUGAAAACCUUUUUUAUAAUGCCACAUUUCAAAAUACAUACCAACAAACAAGCACAUAAUUAGAUUCAACUUCAUUG